This is a messenger RNA of Laccaria bicolor S238N-H82, 1302 nucleotides long. Its product is annotated as 60S ribosomal protein L3. NCBI's taxonomy places the organism in Eukaryota, Fungi, Basidiomycota, Agaricomycetes, Agaricales, Hydnangiaceae. Gene Ontology annotation, molecular function: structural constituent of ribosome; RNA binding. Gene Ontology annotation, cellular component: cytosolic large ribosomal subunit; ribosome. The record is from RefSeq and is a predicted model, not a curated record. Bases 12 to 1178 code for a protein of 388 amino acids. Gene Ontology annotation, biological process: translation; ribosomal large subunit assembly. The transcript has 7 exons.
AGAUCUUCAAGAUGAGUCAUCGUAAGUAUGAAGCACCCCGACACGGCUCUCUCGGUUUCCUUCCAAGGAAACGUGCUGCUCGUCACCGUGGAAAGGUCAAGUCUUUCCCAAAGGAUGAUCCCAAGAAGCCUGUGCACUUAACUGCCGUCAUGGGUUACAAGGCUGGUAUGACCCAUGUAGUUCGCGAUCUUGACCGACCUGGCUCUAAAAUGCACAAGCGCGAGGUUGUCGAGGCCGUGACUGUCAUUGAAACCCCCCCGAUGAUUGUUGUCGGUCUUGUUGGAUACGUCGAGACACCCCGUGGCCUUCGCACACUUACUACCGUUUGGGCGUCACAUCUUUCUGACGAAAUUAAACGUCGCUUCUACAAGAACUGGUAUCGCUCGAAGAAAAAGGCUUUCACCCGCUACGCCAAGAAGCACGCUGAAGAUGGUGGCAAGUCCGUCGCUCGCGAACUCGAACGUAUCCGCAAAUAUUGCACUGUUGUUCGUGUCCUCGCUCACACUCAGAUCCGGAAGACUGGUCUCAGCCAGAAGAAGGCGCACUUGAUGGAGAUUCAACUUAACGGCGGUUCCAUUGCCGAUAAGGUUGAGUUCGGUCAGGCUCUCUUCGAGAAACCAGUAGAGGUUUCGACGGUCUUCGAGCAGGAUGAGUGUGUGGACGUUAUUGCUGUCACCAAGGGUCAUGGAUUCGAGGGUGUUACCCACCGUUGGGGAACGAAGAAGCUUCCUCGUAAGACUCACAAAGGGCUUCGCAAAGUUGCUUGUAUCGGAGCAUGGCAUCCUUCUAAGGUCAUGUUCUCAGUCGCCCGUGCUGGUCAAAAUGGUUAUCAUCAUCGCACUGAGCUCAACAAGAAAAUUUACCGCAUUGGCUCUGGCACGGAUGAGGCCAAUGCGUCAACCGAAUCUGACAUCACCAACAAGUCCAUCACUCCUAUGGGUGGCUUCCCUCAUUAUGGUAUUGUCAAGAACGACUUCCUCAUGCUCAAGGGUUCGAUUCCUGGGACUAAGAAGCGUGUGAUCACCAUCCGCAAGUCGCUGAUGGUGCACACAUCUCGUCGGGACUUGGAGAAAGUGCAACUAAAAUUCAUCGACACUUCGUCCAAGUUCGGGCACGGUUCCUUCCAAACGUUCGAAGAAAAGUCUGCAUUCCUUGGAACGCUCAAAGCCCGGGCUUGAUCGUCUUUAUAUCUUGUCGUUUUGUUGUAUUUUGACAUCACCCAUAUUGCACACUUUUACGCUAGCUUUGAGUACCCCACAUGACAUGAAUAAAUAUGCGAAGACGUACUGCUUUUGUUGGAUC